This is a messenger RNA of Monodelphis domestica (gray short-tailed opossum), 8438 nucleotides long. RefSeq lists its product as uncharacterized. Gene Ontology annotation, molecular function: DNA-binding transcription factor activity, RNA polymerase II-specific. Lineage: Eukaryota; Metazoa; Chordata; Mammalia; Didelphimorphia; Didelphidae. Gene Ontology annotation, biological process: regulation of transcription by RNA polymerase II. Gene Ontology annotation, cellular component: nucleus. The record is from RefSeq and is a predicted model, not a curated record.
UGGUCCAGACAUUCCUCGUGAUUGGGGGAAGGGCUUGGGGAGGAGAGGCAGUCAGGGUCUGAGCUGUUGGCAACAGGAGCAACUGGAGGAAAGGGAACAUCCUGGAUCUUAGCUACUCUGGGCAGGGGCAGGAGCUUGGGACUGUGAAGACCCGCCCAGAGUGGGUUGACUGGAAACCUGAACCAUUGGAGCUGAGAUCAAGCUGCCUUCUUUCUCUACAUCUACAGGGAUUAGUCUUACUUCCCCUGCCGCCGCCGCCAUCUCUCUGCCUUCUGGGAGUCAGUCCUGUGCAUGCAGGUCCUAGGCUCUGGACCUCAGCCUGCCUCAAUGUCUUCAGCCAGCCUCCUGCCCAGGAAGAGGAGACAAAGAGCUUGCAGAGGACCGAGGAUAGGAGCCAGAGGGAUGGCCCCUGGGAGCCCCGGCCCCCCAGCCCAGGUCUUGGUGACGUUCCAGGAUGUGGCUGUGGACUUCACCCAGGAGGAGUGGCGCCUCUUGGACCCUGGUCAGAAGGAGCUGUACAAGGAGGUGAUGCUGGAGAAUGCUGAGAACAUGCUCUCCCUGGGUCUUCCAGUUCCCAGAGAUUUGGUCUACCAUUUUAAGCAAGUGGAAGCUCCAUGGAUGCUGGAGGAAGAAGGCUCAAGCAACUCCUGUCUGGAUGGAGAGAGGAGGCUUGAAAUGAGAGAGACUACUGAAAAGCUCAGGGAAGAAUCACAACAGCAAAGAUUCAUGAAUGAUGAUCAUUGUGACUUCAGCCUGACAGAAAUCUGGGUCUCUGAUUUCAAGAUAGAAAAACCCCAAAAGGUUCACCAUGAAUUUGAUAAAAAUGGAAAGAGGCAAUAUUCCAUCAUAAUUCAGUGCAAGGAAAUGAUCUCAGACAAUAAUUAUUCUCAGGAAAGUAAAUAUAGGGAAUCCUUUGUGGAACAAAUAGAGUUCUUUGAGUCUCAGAAGAAGACUCCGGUAUUACAAACCUAUAAAUGUCAUGAUUGUGAGAUGACUUUCAACUUAAAAUCAGAACUAAUUAUACAUCAGAAAGGUCAUGCUAGAGAAACGCUUUAUACACAUAAUGCAGUUGAAGAGGCCUUGAGUCAUAAUUCAGAGCUCACUAACCACCAGAAAAUUCAAAAUGGAAAGAAACAUUAUGAAUGUAAUGACUGUGGUAAAACCUUUAAGAAACGGUUAUCACUUCAUCACCAUCAAAAAUUUCAUACUAGCCCAAAGCUGCAUAAAUGUAUGCAAUGUGGGAAAGCCUUCAGGAGACAGUCAUUCCUUACUGCCCAUCAGGAGAUUCAUACAAGGGAGACAUCUUAUGAGUAUCCUGAACAUAUUAAAACUUUCAGUAAAAACUCAUCCCUUAUGGAAUGUCAAAGAAGUCAUACUGGAGAGAAACCUUAUGAAUGUAAACAGUGUGGAAAGACUUUCAGAUUCAACUCUAAACUUGCUCAACAUCAGAGAAUCCAUACUGGAGAGAAACCUUAUCAGUGUAAUGAAUGUGGAAAGAGUUUCAGACAGAAGUCCAGUCUUGUUGCACAUCAGGGAAUCCACACUGGAGAGAAACCCUAUGAAUGUAAUCAAUGUGAAAAGACUUUCAGAUGCAGGUCUAGUCUUGCUCAACAUAAGAGAAUCCACAGUGCAGAAAAACCUUAUGAAUGUAAUCUUUGUGGAAAGUCGUUCAGAUGCAACUCCAAACUUGCCCUACAUCAGAGAAUUCACACUGGAGAGAAACCUUAUGAAUGUAAUCAGUGUGGAAAGAAUUUUAGGCAGAGCUCCAGUCUUGCUGAACAUCGGAGAAUCCACACUGGAGAGAAACCUUAUGAAUGUAAACAAUGUGGAAAGACUUUCACACAGAGCUCCAGUCUUGCUCUACAUCAGAGAAUCCACAUUGGAGGGAAACCUUAUGAUUGUAAACAGUGUGGAAAGACUUUCACAAACACAUCCAAUCUAGCUGAACACCAGAGAAUCCAUACUGGAGAGAAACCUUAUGAAUGCAAUCAAUGUGGAAAGAGUUUUAGGCAGAGCUCUAGUCUUACAGAACAUCAGAGAAUCCACACUGGAGAAAAACCUUAUAAGUGUAAUCAAUGUGGAAAGUGUUUCAGACAGAGCUCCAGUUUUACUGAACAUCAGAGAAUCCACACUGGAGAAAAACCUUAUAAGUGUAAUCAAUGUGGAAAGACUUUCAGACACAGCUCUAGUCUUGCUAACCAUCAGAGAAUUCAUACUGGAGAAAAACCUUAUGUAUGUAAUCAAUGUGGAAAGGCUUUCACACAGAGUUCAAACCUUGCUCUACAUCAGAAAAUCCACACUGGAGAGAAACUUUAUGAAUGUAAUCAGUGUGGAAAGACUUUCCCAAACACAUCGAAACUUGCUCUACAUCAAAGAGUCCACACAGGAGAGAAACCUUAUGAAUGUAAUCAAUGUGGAAAGACAUUCAGAUGCAAUUCCGGUCUUGCUCUACAUCAAAGAAUCCACACUGGAGAGAAACCUUAUGAGUGUAAUCAAUGUGGAAAGACUUUCAGGUGCAAUUCUGGUCUUGCUAAACAUCAGAGAAUCCACACUGGAGAGAAACCUUAUGAAUGUAAACAGUGUGGAAAGAGUUUUAGACAGAGCUCCAAUCUUGCUGAACAUAAGAGAAUUCACACUGGAGAGAAACCUUAUGAAUGUAAUCAAUGUGGAAAGGCUUUCAGAUUCAACUCCAAACUUGUCCUACAUCAGAGAAUCCACACUGGAGAGAAACCCUAUGAAUGUGAUGACUGUGGCAAAACUUUUAGGGACCGCUCAUCUCUUGUUGUUCAUCAGACCAUCCACACUGGAGAGAAACCUUAUGAAUGUAAUCAAUGUGGCAAAACCUUCAGGAAACAGUCAUCCCUCAUUUCCCAUCGGAGAAUUCAUACUAGAUAGAAAUCUUACCUCAGGCAGAAGAAGCAGUCAAAUGGAGUACAGAACUUAUUAGUCAUUCUGAGUAUAAGCUGAAUAUGGACCCAAUGUGGGAAAUCCUUCAGUCAGAGAUCAUCUCUUACUUGAUAUUUGAGGAUUCAUAGUGGAGGGAAACCUUAGGAGUGUGCUCAUCGGGAACCUGCCUUUUGCUGGAAGUGGGAGGUGUCUAGACACCAGAAUAUUCACCCUGAAAGAAUGGCUUAUAGAAUCAAGAUUGUAGAAAAGUCUUAACAUAGCUUUAAAUUUGACAGUGUUGGAGAAGUUCUACUCAAAAUAACAUUUAGGGAUCUAAUUAGCAAGCAAAGCCUUCCAGCAUCAGCACAGAUUUAAUUAGAUAAUCUAAAUUUCAUAUUGCGCACAAAGUCCUAUAAAGGUAAUGGAUUUUCUUCUGAAAAUUAUUUCUAUUAUUUCUCAGUACUCCCCAGUAACAUUCCAUAGAAUUCUUAUACCAUGACUUCAUGAGCUAUUCCCCAAUUGAUUAAUAUACUACCUUGUUCCUUGUUCUUCAAUGGCACAAAAAAAGUUCUAGUAAAAAUAGUGUGGUUAAUGUUGGACAUUAUGUCUUUAGGAUGGUAGGUAGCACAGUGUAAAGUGUUGCUACUGGCACCAGAAUACUUUAAUUCACAUUCAAUUUCUGUUAUUAGCUAUGUGAAUCUGGGCAAGCCUUUUAAUGCAUCACUCCCUCACUUUUCCCUAUCUGUAGAAUGUAUAUUAAAAAAACACCCACCUCUUAGGGUAGAUGUAAGGAUCAAAUGAGAUAUUACCUUUAAAGUACUUUGCAAACAUUAAAUCACGUUAUGUAAAUACUCACUAUUAAUACUAUUCCUUGGGUCAUAAGUCUUAUGGUAGAGCCAAUGGGUAAAAGGUAUGGACAAUUUAGUCACUUUUCUUAUAAUUGUAAUUGAUACUCAAAACAGUGUUGAGGCAAGCAGCAUGUAUAAUGAUAGGGCAUUGAGUUUAGAGUCAGCAAGCCUUGGGUCCAAAUCCAUCCUCAUAUGCUCUCUAUCUAUGUAACUGGGCAAGGAAUAGCUUUUCUAUGCCUCAGUUCUCUGUAAAUUAGGAAGGUUGGCCUCAUCGGGUACAAACAAAGCCUCAAAGAAAAAUGCAAAAUGAACACAAACUCAGCAAAGAUUCUUGUAGGAGCUCUAGAACGAAAUUUUAAAAAGCAAAUAAGAAUGGUAGAGGAAAAUUUGGGAAAAGAAAAAAUAAUUUUAAAAAAUCAUGGCAAGAGAAUGAAAAGCUUAGUAAAAGGCAUGCAAAAGAUGAAAAAAUUAUUUAAUCAUCAUUGGUUAAAUGGUAAAAUAGGCACAACAUGUCACUGAAGAAAAUAACUCCUUCAAAAUUAGAAUUGGUUAGGUGUAAUGUAAUACAUUGGUGGGAUAUCAAGAAACAGUAAGAGUUAAAAAGCAAAAAAAAAAUCAAAAUAGGAACCUAUUCACAGGCAAAAUAACUGACUUGGAAAGGGGAUGAAGGAGAAACACUAAAAAAUGAUUGAACUAGGGGCAGCUAGGUAAUGCAGAGAAUAGAGCACCAGAUGUGGAGUUUAGAGGAUCUGGGUUCAAAUGUGGCCUUCGACACUUCCUGGAUGUGUGACCAGUCACUUAACCCCAUUUGCCUAGACCUUACUGCUCUUCUGUUUUGGAAUCAAUAUUUAGAAUUAUUGAAGUCCCUAAAAGCCAUGCUAACAAAAGAGUUUAGACCUCAUCUAUAAGAAAUUGUAACAGAAUUCUACUUAGAUAUAACUAGAGGGCAGAAGUAAAAAAUUCAAAGAGCCUACUGGUCAUCCCCUCAAAGAAAUCCCAAAAUGAAAAUUCCUAGGAAUAUUAUAAGCACAAUCCACACAUCUUAGGUUAGGGAGAAAGUACCUCAAACUGCUAGGAAAUAAGGAUGGAAAUACCAUGAUGCCAUAAUCAGAAUUACAUAAUAUUUAGCAUUUAUAACUCUUAAAGGCUAGAUAGUUUGGAAUAUGAUAUUCUGGAAGGCAAAAAUGUAGGGUAAUAAUUAAAAUGAACCUACUCAGAAAAUCCUCAGUAUCAUCACUAUCAGGGGGGAAAUGGUUGUUUAAUGAAAUAGAGGACAUUUCAGCAAUGCUAACAGUAGAGCUGAAAGGUAAAUUUGACAUUCAAACAAAAAAGGGUAAAAUUGAGUGAGAAAUCAUGAGGCACUUGAAAUGACUCCACUCUUUACAAUCCUAAAUGGGAAGAUGAUACACACAUCCCCUAAGAACUUUAUGAUCAUUAGGGUAGUGAGGAGACUACUUAGAGGGCAUGGGUAUGUGUCUAUUGUGUUGAGAUGAUCCCCAAAGAAGAAAGGAAUAGUGAGAAAAAGGGAUGCACUAAAAGAGGAGAAAAGGAAGAAAGAAUGAAGAAAAAUAUCCCAUAUUAAACAGGUGUUCAAGGAAAAGUUUUUAAAUUAGAGGGAAAAUUUUGUGUAAGUUUAUAUUUUGUGUGUAUGUGUUUGUGCAUGUAUAUGAGUAUGUACAGAAACACAGCUGGAGAAGUAGGAGGAGGGUUCUAUGAGAGUACAGAGUCAAGGAGGUUAGUGUUAAUGAUCAGAAAGCAAAACAUUUUUGAGAAAGGGCCAAUCUACUAAAGAUAAAUAGAAGAGAAUAAGGGGGAAGAAAAUGCACAGUAAGCGAUUAUCAUUAUGAAAGUAAUGGACUCAUUUAUAAAAUGAAAGAGGAUAGCAGGAUGGAUUAGAAAAUACAACACAGGGGGCAGCUAGGUGGCUCAGUAGAUUGAGAGCCAGCCCUAAAGAUGGGAGGUCCUGGGUUCAAAUUUGGUCUCAGCUGUGUGACCCUGGGCAAGUCACUUGACCCUCACUGCCUUGGAACCAAUAUACAGUAUUGAUUCCAAGAUGGAAGGUGAGGGUUUAAUUAAAAAAAAAUAAAACAGAACCUGGCAAUAUGUUUGUUGUUCAAACAUGAAGACACUCAGAGAGUUAAAGUAGGGGUCUGGAGCAGAAUCGAAUUCACAUCAGCUACAGUUAAAAUGGCAAGUGUAGCAAAAGUGAUCUCAGACAAAGCAACGUUAGAAAUAGCCCUAAGAAGAAGAGAUAAUCAAGGAAAGUACAUUUUGCUAAAAGCUACGAUUGACAAGGCAUUAAUGUCAAUAUGGAACACAGAUGCACCAAAAAGCAGUUUCCAAAUUCUUAAGGGAAAAGUCAAAUAAGUUAUACGAGGAAAGAGGCAAGAAAACCGUAUUAGUGAGGUCCACCACGUACUCCUCUAAGACCUGGAUGAAGCUAACCAAAAAUAAAUUAGAAUAAAAAAAAAGGAAUAGAAUUUUAGAAAAGGUAGAUGUGAGACUCCUGGAAAAAUUAGACUGAAAAUAGAAUGGAGUAUACCUAUUUCUCAGCUGUCCACAAAACCUUUACAACCGACCAUCUCACAACAAAUGAAAACAAGCAAAACUAGAAAAGGCAACCUUUUCCCCACAAUGCAAUAAAAAUUACAUUCACUAAAAGGCCUUGUAAGCCUAAAUUAAAAAUUAAUUGGCAGGAAGCUAGGUAGCACAGCAGAUGGAGCACUACGUGUGGAGUUGGGAGGUCCUAGGUUCAAGUUUGGCCUCAGAUGGAUUUACCAGCAAAUUCUAUCAAACAUUUAAAGAACAAAUCUGCUUGUUUGGAAAACUAGGUAAAGAAGAAGUCCUACUAAAUUCCUUCAAUGCCUCGAUUAUGGUUUUGAAAAGUACAAGAAAAAUAGAGACUAAUUUUCCUACAUUACAAAUUUUUUCCUAAAUUACAAAUUUUCCUAAUUUUCUACAUUAACAAAUGUAGAAAAAAUUGACCAAACAGAACCCAUUUCUGUUAAAAGUCAUAUAAAGUUUAAGAAUAGCUGGAGGUUUUCUUAAAAUGAAAGCAGAAUGUAUCUACAAUGAACAAAGCAUUCUUGGUAACAGCCAUAAACUAGAAGCUUCCCCAUAACACCAAGGGUGACACAAGGAAGGCCAGCAUUGCCAUUAGCCUGGAAUCUCGUACUGGAAACACUAGAUGUGCCAAUGACACAAAAGAAAUGGAAGGCGCAGGCCUGGGCGAUGAGGACAGCAAAGGAGGGCUUUGGGCAGGUGCCAGGAUGGCGAACUUGUGGAACUCUGUAGACACAACUAAGACACCAGCUCCAAAGACAACGUUAGCAAAGCAGCAGGCUGUAAGGAAGCAGCUUCAGUCAGCUGGUAUUCCUUGCUUCAUGCCUCUUUCUGUUCCCUAAAUGUCACCCCAUUCGAUGGUUGGCAUUUUAGUGAUAAGGUAGAAGUCAUGAUCCCAGGGAUUGACUGACUAACUAACUGUGAGUGACAAUAAAUAAUGCACAACCAGAGUGUGAGUAAGAGUUUUUCUCCGAUGGAGCGUCUUCCAUCAUCUCGGUGCCAAGGGACGUCUGUGCCUGCCUUCAGCAUCCUGAAGUGUGUCCGGAUGUUCCUGAGGCGUUUGUGAUCCCUCACGUGGCCACAGAAUGACUUUGGCUGUCCCUCCAUCUCCAUAUAUGGCUACAGAUGCAGCCCCAUAAGGAGAAGGUAGGGGAAGACCUCCAGGGAACGGAAGAUGGACUGGCCCCCUUCUGGGGUGAACUGGGGCAGUUUAGCUCUUUGGUGUAUAAAUCUCUGUCGGUUGAAGAGCUUGUGAUUUCAGCCCAUGCUGGGUCUGUCCAGAGACCCUCACUCUGAUGGGCACAUUCACAAUUCUUUUACAAACUGGCUCCCCAAGAGAUUGAGGAUUCAGACUCCAGGAUCCAUUGGUCCUUCCAGGAGACAUUUCCAGGAGCUCCACUGUGGGGUCUUUCUCUCGAAGGACUCCUGAAGCCUGGAUCCCACCUCAUCCAAGUAUCGUCCUCUUCUGAGCUUUUUUUUCUUUGUCUCUGUAGGUCUUCUGUUGAUUUGAGCCUUCAUUUCCCUUGGCUGGACUUUUAUUUCCUGUGCCUGAUACACUUAGACAGGUGCAAAGGUAAAGAAAAUUCACCUAAAGUCCUUUCCUUUGCUCGAAUUCGAGAAAGGACACAGUUAGGAAUAUGUUACUGCCAGGACUUUGGUGGGCUUAAGGAUUUAUUCCAUCACCAUUCGUUUAGUUUUGUGUGGAUCUGAGGAAUGAUUAGGGGGUUGGAAAUAAUCACAGACUCUGUGACCAUCCCAGAAGAGCAGAGUCAUUUCUUGCACCUUGAAACAACAGUUCCCAAAUGUAUUCUUUCUUUUGUGUGCUUUAAGAGUCAUCUCUUAUGUGAAUUUAAUACGAAUUUGUACCCCUCUUUCUUUGAAGGACAGUUUUGAAAAUCCAUUUUGGUCUCCACUGUACCCUUUGAUUGGGCAAGCAUUCAGACCCUGAGAGGACACCAAAGCCUCUAGGCUGGCUGGUUCCCAGGAAGACAGUUGUCUCAUGUCCCUGCCAGCUCUGGGACAGGAAAGGGAAGGGGGGAAGGGAGACAGUUUGGAUCCUAUAACUUGGAAAAACUUGUGUAGAAAUUUGUUAUUACAUGUAAUUGGUUAAAAAUAUUUUGUAAUAAAAGAUCCUAAUUUGAA